Molecule: messenger RNA, 2292 nt
Organism: Syzygium oleosum
Lineage: Eukaryota; Viridiplantae; Streptophyta; Magnoliopsida; Myrtales; Myrtaceae
Product: pentatricopeptide repeat-containing protein At3g02650, mitochondrial
Exons: 1
Coding region: 56-1786 (576 amino acids)
Molecular function (GO): protein binding
Source: RefSeq, a predicted model, not a curated record
CUGCUAUUUCUUGCUUAGGAGUCUUUAGGGUUUUAGCGAGAGAGAGAGAGAGACAAUGUGGAGAUCAGGGCUGAGGUUGUCUCGCCGCCGGCUGCGGCGGAGCUCGCAUUCGCUCGGGAUCUCGCCGGCGACCCCGUCGGAAGCUCCUCCUCCUCCUGCUUCGGCGCCCACUCGUCUGUGCUCCCUCGUCUUCCCCAGGGCUCCCUUGAACUGGAACGCCAGAUCCAUCUCCCACCGGUCUUUCAGCUCCGGCGAGGCCGGCGGGCUCGACGGCGAGGCGCCGCGUCUCGGCGCGGAUGCCGGCGGCCGGAUGGUGGGCGACGUCGCGGCCGAAGGAGAAGAAGACGUGGGCGGCGGCGGCGGCGGCGGCGGCGAAGGCGAAGGCGACGGAGGCGCGGAGGAGGCCGUCGAGAUCGACCUCGAGCAGUUGGAGCGCGUGCUGUCGCUAUUGCAGAGCACCGCCGACGGGUCGUUGGAGUCGACCCUCGACGAGAUGCGCUUGGCCCUGCAUCCGCAGUUCGUCAUUAGCGUGCUCGAGACCCCGCUCCUCGUGGGCGACAACGUCCUCCGUUUCUUCAGGUGGGCUUCCUCCAAGCAUUCCGAUUUCGAGGUGACCACCCCCGUUCUCCGAGCUCUCGUUCCGUGCAUUUGCGGUGGGGGCGGCGUCGGCAGCGGCCAUUUGAGGCGGAGAGACGUGUACGCGUUGUGGGAUUUGAUCAAGGAGGUCGGGGAGAAGGGGAACGGCGUGGUGGACGCGGCCGUUCUCAAUCCUUUGAUGGCUACGCUUUCGAGGUUGGGUAAAGGGAAGGCUGCGCUCGAGGUGCUCGACAGGUUCGAUGAAUUCGGAUGCGUUCCUGACGAUAUGUCUUACUAUUUUGCUGUAGAGGCGCUCUGUAGGCGCUCGAUGAACGACCUCGCGUGGUCCGUGUGCGAGAGGAUGCUUAAUGCGGGACGCUUGCCCGACGGCGAUAAAGUCGGGAAGAUCGUAUCUUGGCUUUGCAAGGGGAAGAAAGCCGAAUGUGCCUACUCGGUUUAUUUAGCUGCCAGGGAGGGCAACUCACCCCCUCAAUCCUGUAUAAACUUUUUGAUUGCCUCGUUGUGUCGAGAGGAUCAGACAGCGAAAUUAGGUAGGGAGUUGCUGGGUGACUUAAAAGGGGAGGCACGGAAAUAUGCUAUUAAGCCAUUUUCUGCUGUCGUUCGCGGUCUUUGCAGGAGUGGGGAUCUCAAUGGGGCGAAGGAAUUGCUCAAUAAGAUGAUUGCCGAGGGACCAGCUCCGGGAAAUGCGGUUUUUAACUAUGUGAUCAGCAGUUGUUCGAAGGCCAAGGAGAUGGGAUUAGCUAGGGAGUUGGUGAAAUUGAUGGAAGCUCGGGGAUUGAAACCUGAUGUGUAUACUUAUACCGUCAUCAUUAGUGGUUAUGCAAACGGUGGUGAGAUGGAUCAGGCCAGGGAAGUCCUGUUGGAGGCCAAAAGGAAGCACUCUACGCUGACACCAGUGACUUACCAUACGCUCAUCCGUGGCUAUUGCAAACUUGAAGAAUUUGAUAAGGCCCUCGAAUUGUUUAGUGAGAUGAAGAAUUGUGGAGUGCAGCCUAAUGUUGAUGAAUACAAUAAACUAAUUCAGUCGCUUUGCUUGACGGCGUUGGAUUGGGAGAAGGCGGAGAAAUUGUUGGAAGAAAUGAAAGAGAGAGGACUAUAUCUAAAUGGAAUCACGCGGGGGCUCAUUAAAGCCGUCAAAGAAUUGGAAAGUGAAGCAGCGGACACCAGAGAACCAACGGCUGUAGCUUAAACUACUGGUACUAGCUUGUUGGUCAAGUCCGGCAUACCUUGGACAUCCUUCCCAGUUUAUGAACAACAAAUAGGAUGUUUGGCCGAACCCUUUGUUCAACGUAGUAUGUUUUUUCUGAGUCUAUCAACAGCCGAUAGGACUUUUGACUGAAACCAUCGUCCAACAUAGUAUCGGCAGUUUUCUUUCUGCGGCUUAGAUACAUGAUGUUACAGGUCAGGAGAUGGUAACAAGUGUAAGUCAGAUCAAUUUUACUUAGGAGAGACAUAUAACGUGCUUUUGUUGUCUCCGUUUCGCCCAUAAAAAUAAGAAGAUUUGAGAGAGAGCAUGUAUUGCAUCUGGUUUUAGUCGCAACAUUUCCUUUCCACACCUUGGUCCAGCAAAACAACUAAUAACAAUUCAGAGGACAGUAGUGAUUUGUCCACGUGACUUCCUGUUUACUUGAAAGCAAAAUGAGUUUACUGAAGUUGUAUCGGUUGCUAAAAAGAAACGGAUUUGGUUUUACGGCA